Molecule: messenger RNA, 2567 nt
Organism: Larimichthys crocea (large yellow croaker)
Lineage: Eukaryota; Metazoa; Chordata; Actinopteri; Sciaenidae
Gene: cdk15
Product: cyclin-dependent kinase 15
Exons: 13
Coding region: 607-1968 (453 amino acids)
Biological process (GO): protein phosphorylation
Cellular component (GO): cytoplasm; cytosol; nucleus
Molecular function (GO): ATP binding; cyclin binding; cyclin-dependent protein serine/threonine kinase activity
Source: RefSeq, a predicted model, not a curated record
AUGUCCUGACGUCCUCAGAGGAUUGACUGCUCUCCAGUACUGAGUCACUGCAGCACGACAGGAUUCUGAUUGGACGAGCAAAGGUGACAUCAAACACUGUUCAUCUAACGUGGACGUGAAGACUUUCAAAUUAAAGCUGGAAACCACAAAAUAAAUGUAGCCAAAAUAACAAAAGCUAUUCAUGUUAAUAACAAAACCUGAGACAGGACUCACCUGAGACAGGACUCACCUGAGACUGGACUCACCUGAGACUGGACUCACCUGAGAUUGGACUCACCUGAGAUUGGACUCACCUGAGACAGGACUCAUUUUACAGUGCUUCACUUCUUACAGUGUACACCUCACUUCCAAACUACAUGCUGUCAGUUGUUUUUGUGUUUUUGCAGUGCAUCCGGAUUUCACAUGUGCGUUAAUGAUCAGUGUUGUAGUGACUGACAGAGGCCACCUGAUGGCAGUACACACACACACACACACACACACACACACACACACACACACAUUGAAUGGACAGUGUUGUCGAGGAGACAGAGACGAUCAUGAGACUGAACCAUGUGAGUCACAUGAGACGGAGAGAGAAGACGAGUGAAUCCAGAGGACCAAGACAAGAUGGACGACCUGUCCCGGUGGGUGAGGAAGUGCUGCUGUGGAGAGGAAGAGGAGGAUGAGGAGGAAACAGGGAGGAGGGAAGGAGAAGGAGAAGGAGAAGAAGGAGAAGAGGAGGAGGAGCAGGAGGAGAUGAUGGAGGAGCUCAGAAAAAGCAGGAGUUCAACUUCCCUCCCUCCAGCUGAGAUGAAUCCGGACCUGUCCCCCUCUGGGUCCCAGCCUCACUGGUUCCACACUCUGCAGGUCCGGCGGUCCCGAGCGCAGCGAGAACGCAGCAACAGUGACCCGCUGGGACGGAACAUGAGCCCGGACCGCCUCACCUGGAAACCAGGUCUUCAGUUUGGAGCAGCUCAGUCUUACGUGAGUCUGGAGAAACUGGGCGAAGGAGCGUACGCCUCCGUCUACAAAGGAAUCAGCAGGAUUAACGGGCAGCUCGUGGCUCUGAAGGUGAUUCGUAUGAAGACGGAGGAAGGGGUCCCGUUCACCGCCAUCAGGGAAGCCUCUCUCCUUAAAGGUCUGAAACAUGCCAACAUCGUCGUCCUCCAUGACAUCAUCCACAGCAGAGAGUCUCUGACGCUGGUCUUUGAAUACGUGCAAACAGACCUGGCCCAGUACAUGAUCCAGCACCCCGGAGGACUGCACUCACAGAAUGUCCGGAUCUUUAUGUUCCAGUUGCUGCGAGCUCUCUGCUACAUCCACAGUCGGCGGAUCCUCCACAGAGACCUGAAGCCUCAGAAUCUGCUCAUCAGCUACCUGGGAGAACUCAAGAUGGCCGACUUUGGUCUGGCUCGGUCCAAGUCCAUCCCCAGUCAGACCUUCUCCUCUGAGGUGGUGACGCUGUGGUAUCGACCCCCCGACGUCCUGCUGGGAUCCACAGAUUACUCCACGGCUCUGGACAUCUGGGGAGCUGGCUGCAUCUUCAUAGAGAUGCUGCAGGGGGCGCCGGCGUUCCCCGGAGACACAGACGUGUUCCAACAACUACAGAAGAUCUGGACGGUCCUGGGCGUCCCGUCUGAGGACAGCUGGCCUGGAGUCAGUCAGCUGCCCAACUACAAACCAGAUUGGUUCGUUCACUCGGAGCUCAAGCAGUUCAGGACCGUUUGGAAAAGGUUGAACCAGCUGCCCUACAAGACCGAGGACCUGGUCCAGAGGAUGUUGAAGGGCAUCCCGACAGACCGGAUCUCCGCACAGGACUCUCUGCAGCACCCAUACUUCAGCACACUACCUCCUCCCAUCAUGCACCUCAGAGACACGGUGUCCAUUUUCAAGGUGCCCAGUGUCCGACUGGAGACAGAGGUCAGAGACAUCUUCAAUCCCAGACGGAGGGUCAAGACCUCCUUACUGCCCACCACCAAGUGCUGGUGAACAAACGCUCAGACCAACCGCCAUCAAACCAUCAAACCAUCAUCAGCCUGAUGAGACAACUAAAGGAACUAACAUGAAGCUAAAGCUAAAGCAGAACGUGUCAUAUUAACUUUAUUUGUUGAUUUAAUUCUAAAAUGUUUUGAACAGUUCCUGUUAGCAUCUGUUAGCAUUGUUGUCUGGACUGGUCAAAGUGGUCACCAGUGACUUCAUUGGUGUUUGAGUUGACAGAUCUUCUUCUACAGGAGCCCAGAACAGACAAACCAAACACUGAACACAGAGCACCUGACUGCGUCACUGUGCGUCACUGCUAGAUGUGACCAAGUCCUUCACACCAACACCAGACUCACGAUGAAGCAGCAGAGAUUUUAUUUCUUCUUCACGGCCUCACUGAACAUCAACAGCAUGUUUGUCUCUACAGAUUCAGUCACAUGAUUCAUGAACCAUCGUCACAGUGACGUCAUCACGUUGAAGUGUCGACGACGUUUGGAUGAAUUUUCAUGAAUAUUUACAUUUCGAUAAAUGAUUUAUUGUUUCAGGGUUUUCAAAACGAUUCAAUGAAAGUUUUACAAACAGAUUUAAUAAAAUCAACACAAAAUUCA